CUGUAAUUAUACAGACGGAGACACUGUCAGCUGUUUCAUUUCAACUUUAUAUCGAUUUUUCUCUUCAUCUAAGGAGAAUACAUUAAUAAAUUUAUUAAAUUUAGUUGAAUCCAUCUCGCUUAAUAAUUAUUGAUUUUUGAACAGUUUUUAUUAUCGGAUAAAUGGCGUCCGACACCUUAGUACCGAUUGAAUCAAACCCUGAAGUUAUGAAUAAGUUUUUGCAGAAACUAGGAGUUCCUUCUAACUGGAGUAUCGUGGAUGUAAUGGGCUUGGACCCUGAAAUGCUUUCUUGGGUUCCUCGUCCAGUCAUUUCCAUUAUGUUGCUAUUUCCAGUGUCAGCUGCCUAUGAAGAUCAUAAAAAAGAGGAAGAAAAUGAAAUAUUGGCAAAGGGUCAAGAAGUAUCCAGUGAUAUUUUUUACAUGAAACAAAAUGUUAGCAAUGCAUGUGGUACUGUGGCUCUGGUUCAUAGUGUUGCAAACAAUUGUGAUAAAAUUGAUCUUUCUGAUGGCCACAUGAAAAAGUUCCUUGAAGAAGCUAAAACAUUAGAUGCUGCAGCUCGAGGAACUCUAUUUGCAAAGACUCCAGGCAUAAUUGAUGCUCACAAAGAGUUGGCUCAAGAAGGUCAGACUAAUACUCCCAGUGCCGAGGACCCUGUGGAUCACCAUUUUAUAACAUUUGUACACAAAGAUGGGGCAUUAUAUGAAUUAGAUGGUAGAAAGGCUUUCCCUAUUAAUCAUGGACCAACAACUCCGGAUAAUCUGUUAGAAGAUGCUGCAAAAGUUUGUAAGGAAUUCAUGACUCGUGAUCCUAAUGAAGUUCGAUUCACAGUAAUGGCAUUCGCAGCAUCAGAAUAAUUUACUCUACAUGCUAAAAUACAAAUUACAACAAUGAUAAUACCAUUCAGCUAAAAUGAGCAUAUGCAUUUUGCUAUCUGCUUUUUGUGAGAUUUAUAAAAUUUGCAAUUCAAGCAAGCUUUUGUGAUAAUUAAAAUAAAUUAUUUAUUGAUC
Achroia grisella is the source of this 1007-nucleotide messenger RNA. RefSeq names its product ubiquitin carboxyl-terminal hydrolase isozyme L3-like (gene Uch). Gene Ontology annotation, biological process: ubiquitin-dependent protein catabolic process; protein deubiquitination. Gene Ontology annotation, cellular component: cytoplasm. Lineage: Eukaryota; Metazoa; Arthropoda; Insecta; Lepidoptera; Pyralidae. The transcript is spliced from 2 exons. The coding region runs from base 162 to 854 and encodes 230 amino acids. Gene Ontology annotation, molecular function: cysteine-type deubiquitinase activity. The record is from RefSeq and is a predicted model, not a curated record.